GAGAGCGUCCGCGGCAGUGGGGAAGCCGCCUCGCAGCCAGCGGAGGAGCAGGCACGAUAUUGGAGGGGGGAGAAGCGAGGCGGCCGGGAAAGACGCCUUCAGACGGGGGCUAGUGAGCGGAAAGAGGGCGCACGACGGUCUGAUCACGUCGCCGAACGUCCACGGGAGCUCCGAGAGUCGAGGGAUAAUCUUGAAUCGCCUUUCCGACUGUCCAUCUUGAAGCCUAUUUUGCAACCGUGACUCGGCGAUUGCCGCCUUUGUGGAGUGGUGGGGUGCCUCCUGGAUUACAGUGAUCACAGGGGUGUCAGCAUUCCAUCACGCGCUCAAGACGGCGAACAGGAAUCGGUUUGUUCCGUUUGUCACUUGGGACGUUGCGAGCUUCCCCCGUGACUAAUGUUUUCAUCAGGACGCAAGUCGUCGACUUGGAUGAUUACUUCUUUCCUAUCUGGUGCUCUCACUUAAUUCUUUUCGUUGGAGCCCAAAAAGCCUACCAGAUUCCCUCAUCAUGUACGGAAGUUCUCGGUCCGUCUCCAAGCUGGAUGCGGUGGGAUCCAACGGUAACGGGUCGGCGUCGGGCAGCCCCGGCCGCUCCCCCCGCCUCCCCCGAUCCCCGCGUUUGGCUCACCGGCGAAACGGCAGCAGCAGCAGCAGCAGCAACUCCACUGCCGGCCUCACCGGCUCCGGGAAAACCUUAUCCAUGGAGAAUAUCCAGUCACUCAAUGCCGCUUACGCCACGGGGGGGCCGAUGUAUUUCGCCGAAGGGACCGAAGACCCGAUGGGAAUCGGGAGCCUGGGUAGCGUCCUGAACCCCUCCCUGCCAAAAAGUACCAUGACGCUGGGCAGGGCCGGGGCGAGGGUGCCUUACGGGGUUCGGACCGCCUUUGUGGGGAGCAACCCGAAUAUCAACUCUGGAGGAGGGGGUCCUGGGGGGGUGGUGUCCAGUGACUCCAUAGCGUUUGGCGGGGACGUGCAAAGUCAGCCCACGCAGGCUUCCACUGUGCCGCACUCCAUGAGACAGGUGCGGGAAGGCGCCAUGACAGACCUGCAAAGUCAGCUGCGAGAGGUCCUGCGAGAAAAUGAACUUCUCCGCAGAGACUUGGACGCAAAGGAGUCCAAGUUGAGCUCAUCCAUGAACUCCAUCAAGACAUUCUGGAGCCCGGAGCUAAAAAAAGAGCGUGCGCUGAGGAAGGACGAAGUCACCAAGAUGACCGUGUGGAAGGAGCAGUACAGGGUGGUGCAGGAAGAAACGCAGCAUCUCCAGUGCACCAUCCAGGCCUUGCAAGAUGAGCUCCGAAUCCAGCGCGAUCUCAACCAGCUGUUCCAGUCCGAUUACUCCGAGACGGGCCGCCUCGGAUCCCAGGCUAUCUCCCCGCAGGAAAUGACAGAGGAGAACUUCCUGCGUCUCCACAGCGAAUAUGAGCGGCAGGUCAAGGAGCUCUUCCUCCUGAGGAAGACCGUGGAAGAGAUGGAGCUGAGGAUCGACACUCAGAAGCACACUUUAAACGCCAGGGACGAGUCCAUCAAGAAGCUUCUGGAAAUGCUGCAGAGCAAAGGCCUGUCGUCUCGCGCCAGCGAGGAGGAUCACGAGCGGACGAGGCGGCUGGCCGACGCCGAGAUGACCAUUCACCAGCUAGAGGGUUUACUGGAGCAGAAGGACAAGGAGAUGUUGCUACUCAGAGAGGAGCUGCACAGGAGGUACGAAGCAGCUCCUGAGUCCACCAAGACCAAGGCCCUGCAGACGGUCAUCGAAAUGAAGGAUGCCAAAAUCAGCUCGCUGGAGCGCGGCAUGAGGGAACUGGAGGAGGAGGUGAACAUGCUCAAGUCCAAUGGAGCGCUCAGCACCGAGGAGCGAGAGGAGGAGAUCAAGCAGAUGGAGGUGUACCGAUCCCACUCCAAGUUUAUGAAGACGAAGGUUGAUCAGCUGAAGGAAGAGUUAGGUCACAGCCAAUCAGAGAAGGAGGAGCUCAGGGAACGGGCCAAUGAGCUGCAACGCGAGGCGUCCGCAAUGGAUCAGGUGAAGCAGGAGCUGAAUCGUAAGGACAGCGAACUGUUGGCGCUCCGCACCAAACUGGAAACUCUGAACAACCAGUUUUCGGACAGCAAGCAACACGUGGACGUCCUCAAGGAGUCGCUCACCGCCAAGGAGCAGCGGGCUGCCAUAUUACAGACCGAGGUGGACGCGCUGCGGAUUCGCCUGGAGGAGAAAGAGUCGCUUCUGUCCAAAAAGAGUCAGCAGAUAUCGGAGAUCUCAGACGAGAAGAGCACACAGAACGGAGAAAUCAGCGACCUCAAGGACAUGCUGGAUGUCAAAGAGCGCAAAGUCGUCGUGCUUCAAAAGAAGAUCGAGAACCUCCAGGAUCAACUGAAGGACAAGGACAAGCAGCUGAGCGGCCUCAAAGGCCGAGUCAAAUCCUUACAGACGGACACCUCCAACACGGACACGGCUCUGGGAACCCUGGAGGAGGCGCUGUCUGAGAAGGAACGUAUCAUCGAGCGAUUGAAAGAGCAACGGGAGAGAGAGGAACGAGAAAAGGGAGAUGAGGUGGAGUCCACCAAGAAGGAGCUGAAGGAGCUACGGGAGAAAGUUUCCCAGAUGCAGGCCGACCUUGCGGACCGCGAGGCGUCGGUUUUGGACCUGAAAGAGAAGGCCUCCUCCCUGGCCUCUUCGGCUCUGAAGAAGGACAACCGUCUGAAGAGCAUGGAGAUCACUUUGGAGCAAAAGAAGGAGGAGUGUGUCAAGCUGGAGAAUCAACUCAAGAAGGCUCAAAGCGCGGCCGCCGAGUCGGCGGCCAGCGCCGAACUGGCGCGGCGCAUCGCCGGCCUGGAGCAGGAAGUGAGCCGUCACAAAGAGGACACCGACAAGGCUCAGGCCGAGGUGGAGCGGCUCCUGGAGAUCCUCAGGCAGAUGGAGAACGAGAAGAACGACAAGGAGAAAAAGAUCCAUGAGCUGGAGAGUCUUGCCUCGAGGCAGAUGAAGGAUCAAUCCAAGAAGGUGGCCAACCUGAAGCACAAGGAGCAACUUGAGAAGAGCAAGAACGCCCAGCUGAUGGAGGAGGCCAAGAAAAGGGAGGACAACAUGAACGAGAGCUCCCAGCAGAUAAAGGACUCCAUACGCUAUAAGGAGGAGCGCAUUGAGGAGCUGGAGGAGGCCCUGAGGGAGAGCGUUCAGAUCACGACCGAGAGGGAGCUGGUGCUUGCCCAUGAGGAGCAGGCCCGCACACACGCCGAGAAACAGGUGGAGGACCUGCUGGUUGCCAUGGAAAAGGUGAAACAGGAGCUGGAGGUGAUGAAAGCCAAGCUGUCAUCCACUCAGCUGUCACUGGCCGAGAAGGAAGGUCACCUGACUGCCCUGCGGGCGGAGAGGCGGAAGCACCUGGAAGAGGUCCUGGAAAUGAAACAAGAGGCCCUGCUGGCCGCCAUCAGCGAGAAGGACGCCAACAUCGCCCUGCUGGAACUCUCCUCAUCCAAGAAGAAGAAAACCCAGGAAGAGGUGGCGGCCCUGAAAAGGGAGAAAGACGGGCUGGUUUACGAGCUCAAACAGCAGACUCAAAACAGGAUGAAGCUGAUGGCGGACAACUACGAGGACGAGCACCUGAAGGUGUCGUCCCCUAACGCCGAGCUGCCCAACAACCACAAGCGCUCGCCGGAUCAGAUUCUCUCUCUUCUCCUGGAUCUGGACCAGAACCACAGUAAGCUGAAGUUGUACAUCAGUCACCUGACCUCCUUGUGUCAGGAGCGAGACCCCGUCAUUCUGCAAGACUUCGCCCCGCCGCCCGCCUACCACCGCGCCGACUCCGCCGCCACCUGCCGCGCGCAACUGCACGGCAUGACGCACCAACAGUUGGAGGCGGAGUUGGCACUGUGCGAGCGGGAGGGGGCGGAGCUUCAGGAGUACGCCAACCAGGUGCUGCAGCAGAUCGCCGACCGCUGCCCCGACAUUUUGGAGCAGGUCGUCAACGCCCUGGAGGACAGCAGCUGACGCGUUUCCAUCUUCGUUGUCACCAAUAAUGACUUCUGUCCACAGGUUGCUUUUUAUUUUUAUUAUUAUUUUCCUCCUUCCCCUUCACCGGUGUUGGACUGAGUGACACAAGCGCACACUGUUCUUCGAGUCCGCCAUUUUGCUGCUAACUUGUUGUUGUCGUCUUCUAUGGUUUUCUGUCAGCCUUCCGUUGCGCCGGGAACACUCGCGAUAAUCCCUUUACUACCAACCGUGUGGAGAAUAACACGAGGAGGAAUCUUUUUUUUCUGCUUUUUCUUUCUGAGCGGGGAUGGAAAGAAUAUAAAUAUUUUGCUUUUGCUAAUAUAUAUAAAUGCGUAUAAAUGUAAAACACUAAUGUUAUCAUUUCAGUUGUAUGCUUGGUUGUCACCAACAGGGGGGGGCGGGGGGGGGGGGGGUGUUACAGGUUUCAAUUGUUUACCAAAAUAGAAUUAACUGUGGGUUGGGAAAAUAAUUGAAAUGGAAUAAAAUGCGGAUUUAUCUUU
Hippocampus zosterae (dwarf seahorse) is the source of this 4482-nucleotide messenger RNA. Its product is annotated as ELKS/Rab6-interacting/CAST family member 1-like. The transcript is spliced from 23 exons. Gene Ontology annotation, cellular component: cytoskeleton of presynaptic active zone. The record is from RefSeq and is a predicted model, not a curated record. The coding region runs from base 506 to 3979 and encodes 1157 amino acids. Gene Ontology annotation, molecular function: structural constituent of presynaptic active zone. NCBI's taxonomy places the organism in Eukaryota, Metazoa, Chordata, Actinopteri, Syngnathiformes, Syngnathidae. Gene Ontology annotation, biological process: regulation of synaptic plasticity; neuromuscular synaptic transmission; maintenance of presynaptic active zone structure.